AUUUUCGCCGCGAGUACACGAAUGUUUCAAAAUUGUUUCGAAGUGAUAGUUACUAAAUGCGCUCACCUUUAUGAAAGUACAUUUCGCCUUAUUUUUGAGUAAAAACCUAGCUGUAUUUACAUUACAAUGGAAUCGAGCAAUGUUCCAGUAACUUGGGGAAAUGAAGUUUCCGCCGAAAAUGGAGAAGAAAUUGAAACGUGUAUCGUUAUGUUUCAGGAAGAUAUUGAUAUGUUACCUGAAGAUACAGCAUUUGAGGUCAUGGUCCAAGCAGUUGAUUCUGUUGAAUAUCUUGACGAUGGAACUCGUCAGAAUGUUAAAAGCACGGAAAAUGGUGAUUCCCCUGAAACAAUUCCAAAUGAACUAAAUGAUAGCUCAAAAUCCGUAAUUAAAGAGAUUGUCGAAGCUGUAGUUGCUAUUCAACGUUCUGAAAGAGAAAAAAAUCAAAAUUUGAACGACGUUGAGAGUAUGGAUGACUCCGAAAACGUGUCUAAUGAGUCUAAUUAUGGGGAAAGCACGAGUACCGUAGUGGAUAAUGAUAAUGAAAAUUCCAACAAUAGUAGAGAAACAACUGCACAAUUCAACCUGGAAACUUUAGAAAGAUACCCUCUAUCGGAUAAAACUAUGUGUAUUUAUUGUGGGAAAAAAAUGUCAAAUUCUGGAAAUAUGCAUAGACACAUGCGAGUUGUUCAUCACGUUGAGUUAAAUAAAAAUAGUUCUAAUAUCAGAUGCAUGCAAUGUGAUAGUGGUUUUAUGCAUGUCGCUGAAUUGCGGGCGCAUCUACAAGAGAAGCAUGAGUAUAAUAUGGCUGUUGAAGAACUGACAUUUCCUAAUUUUAAUGCUUUUUCAAAGUGGAAAUGUCAGAUGGAGAGAGAUACUUUGACUAAUUUUACUAGAAGACAUGGUUCAAGAAAGACCCAGGAUGGUUUGACACACUUUUAUACCUGCCAUCGUUCUGGAAAGUUUGUUCCAAAACCAAAAGAAAGAAAGCGUUUGGCAAGAUUUUCUGGCUCGUGUAAAACUGGUUUUGCAUGUACUGCUACUAUGAAAUGUGUGGAUGGUCCUACUGGAGUGAAAGUCACAUUUUGCCCUCAUCAUUAUGGCCAUGGAAAUAUUCCUGUUGUUAUUGUAACAGAAGAGGAUCAGAAGAUAAUAGAUGAGACUUCAUCAAGAGGAUUUACGCUUGACAAUAUAAAACAAGACAUACAAAAGCAACCGGUAGAUCACUUUCAACUUGAUUUAGUGCGGAAAAAAGACAUGCGAUGUAUUACUCGUGCAUAUAGAAGUGAGGAGUUCAAAGACUUUGAUGAUAAGGGAUCAGACAACAUUGAGCGUUGGGUGAAUUAUUGUGCAAGCAUGGAACAACCACCAGUCUUGUUGUAUCAGAAGGAUGAAUAUGCAGCUGAUGAGGAGAACAAGAAUGAAUUAAUACUAAUCAUAAUGUCCGAAUUUCAGAAAUAUUUUCUUUGCAAUUCCUCUAAUCAAGUUGUGUGCCUUGAUACUCAUUCUCGUCUAAAAGGAGGCCGCUAUUACGUGCUAGCAUUGCUUAUUAUCGAUGAAACAGAGUUUGCAAUUCCUGUUGCUUUUUGUAUCAGUACAAAAACUCCAAAACAUGUGGUUCCAACGUUUUUCGGAACCCUAAAGGAUCAUGUCGGACCUGUGUCUGCCCAGUAUUUUAUUUCUGAUAACGAGCGGUUUUAUCAUGAAACUUGGAAUACAAUAAUGGAUUCCGACUCGAAGUGGUUGUGGAACUCAUGGCAUGUUCAAAACAGAUUGCGCUGUCAUCUGAAAGUACUUAGAGAAAAUCCUACCAGGAAAGCCCGUGCGCAUAGAACUAUAAAAACGCUUGUAGAAUGUCAGAAUGAAAUCAUGUUUUCGUGUUUGUAUGAGGAUUUUAUGGAUAAUCUCAGAAAAGGUCUGGAAUCGAAAUCUUCUGUGGAUGUAAUCCAACAGAGAUUUGGUAAUCAUGCCGAGAUGUGGGCUUAUUGCUAUCGUAAAGAUAUUGGUUAUGUUGCUGCGACGAAUUUAGCGAUGAUGCAUGAAACAAUAAGAUUUUGUGUUGAACGAGGUAGACAGAAGCCAAUGGAAAAGUUUAUUUUUGUUUUGAUGAAACUGGUUAGAGAGAAAAUCCUGUUUCGAUUGUCAAAAAUGGUAGACGAAGAUAGUUUUGAAAACAUCCAGUUAGGUAUAAAUGAAUAUCAUAAAAAAGGGCUGGAAAUCCCCCCAGAAUAUGUUACGUUAUUGACAAAGAACCAUUGGCUGGUACUGACUGACACAGAAGAUGAAUAUUUUUAUGUUACAUUGGACUACGAGUUCUGUCCGGAGGAAUGUCGUUUGAAGUGUGUUGAUUGUGACAUCUGUGUCCAUACUUACAGCUGCACUUGUAAUGCGAACCUAUUUGGUGCAGAUUUGUGUGAACAUAUUCACGCUGUGGUUUGGAAUUUUGUAACAGAUCAUCUUCCUCAACAGGACGAGAUUGAGGAUGACAAUGACGUCUGUGCAGAUACGUUUAACGAAAAUGAGCCAUUUGAUUCUGGGGAACUUCUUGAAUGUGUGCUUCAAAAAACACACGAGUUGUAUAAAAAGGUUCGAAUGAAUAAGUUUGAUGUGAAUACAAAAUCUUUACUCGAUAUCAAAAGGAGACUUUGCGACUGUAUUGACAUUUGUGAUGGAAAAGAAAUAGAAGUUCCAAUGACAGCCGAUGCUCAACCUUCACCGGCUAGUUCAGAUCCGAAUGCUUCACUAUUUGGAGUCGCAACAGCAUCAAGUGAUACUGCUUCACAACCAGUGGCAGUUGCUCAACCAAUGAUAAUACUCAAUCCAUAUAUAAGUUAUAAUGGCUUGAACCCUAUUGCUUACAACGGGCAAAUCUCUUCUGCGAGAAAAAUGCAGGUUAUUGCACCAGCACCUCAAGGUGAAAACAAAAAAUCAUAAUUUGUCAGAAAAUCUAAGUGCUCUGUAUUAUAAAUGUUUUGUUACAGUAAUGACCUUUGAAAAACUCUUUUAAAUGUUUUUCCAAAUUUGUUUUUUCAAGAGAUGUAUGUAUUUUGUGAAUUAAAU
Messenger RNA from Uloborus diversus, 3057 nucleotides. RefSeq lists its product as uncharacterized. Gene Ontology annotation, molecular function: zinc ion binding. The record is from RefSeq and is a predicted model, not a curated record. NCBI's taxonomy places the organism in Eukaryota, Metazoa, Arthropoda, Arachnida, Araneae, Uloboridae. The coding region runs from base 127 to 2931 and encodes 934 amino acids. The transcript has 3 exons.